GUUUGGCAUGAUAGUUGUUUAUCGCUGGAAAUUCUAUAUAAGAGGAACGUAAGUUGCCCAAGCGGUAUUUGUGUUCACGGUACGCGUCCAGUGCUAACCAAAAUGGCUUCAAGAGACCCCGCUUCUGACCAGCUUGUAAACUACAAGAAGAACCUUAAAGAUUCACCUGGCUACAUAACCACCAAAGCUGGAGCACCUGUUGGAGUCAAAACUGCCGUUCAAACUGUUGGAAAGAAUGGACCUACUCUCCUACAGGAUGUCAACUUCCUGGAUGAGAUUUCUGCCUUCGACAGGGAACGCAUUCCAGAGCGUGUUGUGCAUGCUAAGGGAGCUGGUGCAUUUGGAUACUUUGAAGUAACCCAUGACAUCACAAAGUACUGUGCUGCUAAAAUCUUCGAAUCAGUUGGAAAGACAACUCCCAUGGCUGUUAGAUUCUCCACUGUUGGUGGUGAAAGUGGCUCUGCUGAUACUGUCCGUGAUCCCCGUGGAUUUGCUGUUAAAUUCUACACAGAUGAUGGUAACUGGGACCUUGUUGGCAACAACACUCCUAUUUUCUUCAUAAGAGAUGCUUCUUUGUUCCCUAGUUUCAUCCAUACCCAGAAGAGGAACCCUGCCACUCACUUAAAGGAUCCUGACAUGUUUUGGGAUUUCAUCACUUUGAGGCCAGAAACUACACACCAAGUGCUCUAUUUGUUCGGUGACCGUGGUAUUCCAGAUGGUUACAGGCACAUGAACGGCUAUGGUUCCCACACCUUCAAGAUGGUUAAUGCUCAAGGAGUGGCACACUGGGUGAAAUUCCAUUACAAGACCAACCAGGGCAUUAAGAACUUGCCUGUUGAGAAGGCAGCAGAACUGGCAUCUUCAGACCCUGAUUACUCUAUCAGAGACUUAUACAAUGCCAUUGCUAAAGGUGAAUUCCCAUCCUGGACUAUGUACAUUCAGGUCAUGACCAUGGCUCAAGCAGAAAGCUGCAAAUUCAAUCCAUUUGACAUGACUAAGAUCUGGCCCCACUCUGAGUACCCAUUGAUUCCUGUUGGCAAAAUGGUCUUGAACAGGAACCCUAAGAACUAUUUUGCUGAAGUUGAACAGAUUGCAUUCAGUCCUGCCAAUAUGGUUCCUGGUAUUGAGCCAUCUCCUGACAAGAUGUUGCAGGGUCGUUUAUUCUCAUACAGUGACACUCACCGCCAUCGUCUGGGAGCUAACUUUUUACAAAUCCCUGUCAACUGCCCCUUCCGUGUGUCUGUCUCCAACUACCAGCGUGAUGGACCCCAAAGCAUCAACAACCAGGAAGGUUGCCCCAACUAUUUCCCCAAUUCAUUCUCGGGUCCACAAGAGUGCCCCAGAGCGCAGCGUCUGCAGCCUAGAUACAAUGUUAGUGGUGAUGUUGACAGAUACGACAGUGGUCAGACCGAGGACAACUUCUCUCAAGCCACAAUUCUGUACAAGCAGGUGUUCGACGAUGCCCAGAAGCAACGCGCGGUCGACAACAUUGUUGGCAAUUUGAAGGAUGCUGCAGGCUUCAUUCAAGAGAGAGCCAUCAAGAUCUUUACUCAGGUUCAUCCUGAUUUGGGAAGCAAAAUCGCUGCUGGUUUGGCUCCAUUCAAGAAAUACCAUGCUAAUUUGUAAUUAAAUAUGUGGUACUAAUGGGUGCUAUUUUAUAUUAGGUGCCUAUGACAAGAUCACUUUAUUGUCUUGUGGGUCAACUUGGGUCAUAAUAUAAUAUAUACAAUUACAUUUUAUAUUACUAUAUAAGAUGAUUUACAUUGAAACUGCAUAAUAAAAUUGUUGUACUGAUUACAUAAUAUUGUUAUAUUGUUAUUAAUAAACCAUUUUUUUUUUGUAAAUAUUAAA
This is a messenger RNA of Spodoptera frugiperda (fall armyworm), 1851 nucleotides long. It is a transcript of the gene Cat, whose product is annotated as catalase. Gene Ontology annotation, cellular component: cytoplasm; mitochondrion; peroxisome. The transcript has 3 exons. Gene Ontology annotation, biological process: response to hydrogen peroxide; hydrogen peroxide catabolic process. Lineage: Eukaryota; Metazoa; Arthropoda; Insecta; Lepidoptera; Noctuidae. Gene Ontology annotation, molecular function: catalase activity; heme binding. The record is from RefSeq and is a predicted model, not a curated record. The coding region runs from base 103 to 1626 and encodes 507 amino acids.